AUGUCUACUUCCAUCGAGGGCAAAGUCUGUGUCGUGACGGGUGGAGCCGGGGGUAUUGGUUCGGCCAUCACAAAGGCCUACCUCGACGCCGGUGCAGAAGGCGUCACCAUCGUCGACCUCGCCCCUGCCAACCUGGCUUCCGCGGUCGCUCGCCUGCCUGUCGAGCACCAGGGCAAGGUCCUCACCGUCGCUGGCGACGUCACUCAACAGGCUACUCACGACGAGUAUGUUCGCCAGACAGUCGAGCGUUGGGGUCGCCUCGACAUCAGUGCCCAGGUUGCUGGUACUUGCGCCUCGCCUUGUGGUAUCCUCGAGACCAAGAUUGAGGACUGGGACCACGCGUUUGCUGUGAAUGCCAAGGGAGUCUUCCUCGGCCUCCAGUCUUCCGUCCGUGCGAUGAUUGCGUCGCCCUCGGGCGGUCAAGGCUGCGCUGUGGUCCUCAUCUCGUCCCAGUUCGGGCUCGAGGGAAUGGGUGGCUUCUCCGCAUACACGUCCAGCAAGUUUGCCGUUCGAGGCCUCAUGCAGGUUGCUGCGCAAGAGUUUGCGCCCAAGGGCAUCAGAGUGAAUGCUAUUUGUCCAGGACCCAUCGAUACCCAGAUGCUCCGUGUCAACACCCCGGAGCAAAUCGAGCAGAUUGUCGCUGGCGUCCCUCUCGGUCGAUACGGGCAGCCCGAGGAGAUUGCGUCCGCUGCGCUGUUCCUCAGUUCCAAGGCUGGUGGUUUCUGCUCUGGUACGGCCAUGAAGGUCGAUGGGGGUAUGGCCAAGUUUGCAUAA
This is a messenger RNA of Apiotrichum porosum, 774 nucleotides long. RefSeq lists its product as uncharacterized. The coding region runs from base 1 to 774 and encodes 257 amino acids. Gene Ontology annotation, molecular function: oxidoreductase activity. The record is from RefSeq and is a predicted model, not a curated record. The transcript is spliced from 5 exons. Lineage: Eukaryota; Fungi; Basidiomycota; Tremellomycetes; Trichosporonales; Trichosporonaceae.